Messenger RNA from Brenthis ino (lesser marbled fritillary), 1830 nucleotides. The record is from the annotation of a GenBank genome assembly. NCBI's taxonomy places the organism in Eukaryota, Metazoa, Arthropoda, Insecta, Lepidoptera, Nymphalidae.
AUGAAUCCUGGACCUCCUAAUUAUCCCAUGGCUUCGCUGUAUGUUGGAGACUUGCACUCCGAUAUUACUGAGGCCAUGUUGUUUGAAAAAUUUUCUACCGCUGGCCCGGUUCUAUCCAUUCGCGUUUGUCGAGAUAUGAUAACUCGUAGAUCCUUGGGUUACGCUUACGUAAAUUUUCAGCAGCCUGCCGAUGCGGAGAGAGCCUUAGACACUAUGAAUUUUGAUAUGAUUAAAGGCAGACCAAUAAGAAUUAUGUGGUCCCAACGCGAUCCAUCUCUGCGCAAGUCUGGUGUAGGCAAUGUUUUUAUUAAGAACUUAGACAAAACCAUAGAUAAUAAGGCUAUGUAUGAUACCUUCACAGCUUUUGGAAAUAUUUUAAGUUGUAAAGUGGCUCAAGAUGAAAAUGGAGCUUCUAAAGGAUAUGGUUUUGUUCAUUUUGAAACUGAGGAAGCUGCUAAUAAGUCUAUUGAAAAAGUAAAUGGUAUGCUUUUAAAUGGGAAAAAAGUUUAUGUAGGCCGAUUUAUUCCUCGCAAGGAACGCGAAAAGGAACUAGGGGAGAAAGCUAAGUUGUUCACUAAUGUAUACGUUAAAAACUUUGGCGAAGAUUUCUCUGAUGAAAUGCUUAAGGAUAUGUUUGAAAAAUAUGGUAGAAUAACUAGCCAUAAAGUAAUGUAUAAGGACGAUGGAGCAUCAAGAGGAUUUGGAUUUGUAGCAUUUGAAGAUCCUGAUAAUGCUGAAAGAGCCUGCCUAGAACUAAAUGGCAAAGAACUUGUAGAAGGUAAACCUCUGUAUGUAGGACGUGCUCAGAAGAAGGCUGAGCGUCAAAAAGAAUUAAAACGUAAAUUUGAACAAUUGAAAUCUGAACGCCUGACUCGUUAUCAAGGAGUUAACUUAUAUGUUAAGAAUUUAGAUGAUACAAUUGAUGAUGAAAGACUUCGUAAAGAAUUUGCACCGUUUGGCACAAUUACUUCUGCUAAGGUGAUGUUAGAAGAUGGCCGCAGUAAAGGAUUUGGAUUUGUGUGCUUCUCUUCUCCUGAAGAAGCAACAAAAGCAGUAACUGAAAUGAACGGCCGAAUUGUUGGAACAAAGCCUCUAUAUGUUGCUUUGGCUCAGCGCAAAGAAGAUCGCAAAGCUCACUUGACAUCUCAAUACAUGCAGAGAAUGGCAAGCAUGAGAAUGCAGCAGAUGGGUCAGAUUUUCCAACCUGGAAGUGCAGGUGGCUACUUUGUGCCAACUAUUCCUCCUGCUCAAAGAUUCUAUGGCCCAGCUCAAAUGACGCAGAUUAGACCAGCUCCACGCUGGACUGCUCAACCAUCUGUUAGGCCAAGCACUCAAACUGCUGCUUCUGCCUAUCCUAACAUGCAGCCACAAUUCCGUCCAACACCUCGUGGCCCUACCCAAACAGCACUUCGCACCUCUUUAGGAGCUAGGCCUAUAACUGGACAACAAGGAGUAGCUACUGCAACAUCUAUUCGUGCACCACUUGUACCAAGUGGUCGCCCAGCUGGAUAUAAAUACACAGCAAAUAUGCGUAAUCCACCAGCUCCUCAACCAGCUGUGCAUAUCCAAGGUCAAGAACCACUAACAGCUACUAUGUUAGCUGCAGCACCUCUUCAAGAACAGAAGCAAAUGCUUGGUGAACGACUUUUCCCGCUUAUUCAGAGAAUGCAUCCUGAGCUAGCAGGUAAAAUCACUGGAAUGCUUUUGGAAAUUGAUAACUCUGAACUGCUUCAUAUGUUAGAGCAUGGAGAGUCUCUAAAAGCUAAGGUUGAUGAGGCUGUUGCUGUUUUGCAAGCUCACCAAGCUAAACAGCAAGCCACAAAGAAGGAU